Messenger RNA from Podospora anserina S mat+, 1416 nucleotides. RefSeq lists its product as uncharacterized. The record is from RefSeq and is a predicted model, not a curated record. Bases 1 to 1416 code for a protein of 471 amino acids. Lineage: Eukaryota; Fungi; Ascomycota; Sordariomycetes; Sordariales; Podosporaceae. Gene Ontology annotation, molecular function: sterol binding. The transcript has 4 exons. Gene Ontology annotation, cellular component: membrane; intracellular membrane-bounded organelle; cytosol. Gene Ontology annotation, biological process: endocytosis; piecemeal microautophagy of the nucleus; maintenance of cell polarity.
AUGUCUGGCUGGUUCUCGUCCGCUCCGUCUUCGGCGGCGACACCUACCGAUGCCAACGCCGGUGAGGACCAUGUGAGCGACGGAUCGAAGCUCAAGACCUUUAUUGGCAUUUUGAAGAAGUUUAUCGGCGUGUCUGAUCUCGCUGCCGUUCGAUUCUCGCUGCCCUCCCAGCUUCUCGAGCCUACACCAAACCUUGAAUACUGGAACUACCUCGAUUCCCCGAGUGCUUUCGCCGCGAUUGGAACCGCCGAUGAGCCUGUAGAUCGCAUGCUCGAGGUGUUACGAUUCUGGUUCACCAAGGAUUUGAAAUAUGCCAAGGGGAAGCCGUGCAAGCCCUACAACUCUUGCUUGGGCGAGUUCUUUCGGUGUAACUGGGAAACUGAGGAUGAUGCUCCGAGAAUCGACACUUCGGCACUCAGAAAGAGUCCACCAGGGAGUAGCUCUUCUAGUAUGAAGUCUGCCAAGUCUGCCAUCCCGGCAGGGCUUGGCUCCAGCGACCCUCGGGCAGCCUCCACCGUAUCAGUCACUCAGUCGGCAGCCAACCCUACAAAGCCAGUGAGGAUUUCCUACCUGACAGAGCAGACCUCUCAUCACCCUCCCGUCAGCGCUUUCUACAUUGAUUGCCCCGAAAAGGGCCUUCAUGCCAAGGGCUUCGACCAGAUUACAGCCAAGUUCACCGGUACCUCCAUCAAGGUUAUGCCCGGCGAGCACAAUCUGGGUAUCUUCAUCACGGUGGACCGCCGAGAUCAUGAGACAUACCAGCUCACCCACCCGGCCGCUCAUCUGGGCGGUAUUCUGACGGGCGCUUUGAGCGUGAGUGUUGGUGAUAUGUGCUACAUCACAUGCCCUGAGACCAAGCUCAAGGCCAUCCUCCGAUACUAUAAUGACGGCUGGCUUGGCCGGACAACCAACAAAAUGGAGGGCAUCAUCUUCCGCUAUGAUCCUGAAAACGACAACAAGACUCAAAUCAAGGACGUACCGGUAGAGGAUAUCCUCAUUCGUCUUGGAGGCGCGUGGAAAGAAAAGAUUGUCUUUACUGUUGGAAACAAGCCUCUGGAAUCCCACCCUCCAGAGCAGCAGAUUACCAUCAUUGAUGUUGCUCCAUUGAGUGUGGCGCCAAAGGUCCUCCCGCCUGUUGAGAAGCAGCUCCCCAACGAGUCUCUUCAGCUUUGGAGUGAAGUCACCAAGGCGAUUCAUGCCAAGCAAUUUGGCAAGGCUACAACAGUCAAACAGGAGCUUGAGGAGGCCCAACGUGAGAAGGCUCGGGAGCGAGAGAAGAAGGGAGAGACCUGGACGCCGGUAUUCUUUGAGCAGGCUACUGAUAAGGCCGGUAAGCCUUCGCUCACAGAAAAGGGCAGAGAGGUGCUGAGGCGGGCCCAAGCUGGCAACUGGGACAUGGAUGGCAUUCUUGAAUGA